Molecule: messenger RNA, 1108 nt
Organism: Archocentrus centrarchus (flier cichlid)
Lineage: Eukaryota; Metazoa; Chordata; Actinopteri; Cichliformes; Cichlidae
Gene: bet1
Product: Bet1 golgi vesicular membrane trafficking protein
Exons: 4
Coding region: 139-477 (112 amino acids)
Source: RefSeq, a predicted model, not a curated record
GUCGGCCGCCGUAUGGUGUCGUGGCGUUUGUGUUGUGAAGAUUUGCUGCAGUUAACAGAGUCACUUACAAGUGAAACUUCUUCCUUAUUUAGUCUUUUAACAUAAAGUACUGGACAGUAUUACCUUUAGAAGAUCGACAUGAGGCGCGCCGGACUGGGUGAAGGAGGCUCUGGGAAUUAUGUAGCUAGUGGAUAUAGUGUGUACGAGGAAGAAAAUGAGCACCUGCAGGAGGGACUCAGGGCUAAAGUCAACGCUUUAAAAAGUCUCUCCAUUGAUAUUGGCUCAGAGGUCAAAUACCAGAAUAAAAUGCUGGAGGAUAUGGACACAGACUUUGACUCCACAGGUGGCCUGCUUGGCGCCACCAUCGGCAGAGUCAAGCAGCUGUCCCGGGGCAGUCAGACGAAACUGCUGUGCUACAUGUUACUCUUCUGCUUUUUCGUCUUCUUUGUCCUGUACUGGUUCAUCAGGCUGAGGUGAUAGGAGGAUCCCGUAAGACUCGGUGCUUCAGUUCUUCUCUUCCAGUCUGUGCUACAGUGAUGACCAAGACAGUAAAGAGAAAAGGCAGGGAUGUUUUUUUUUUUUUUUAUUGAAAUCAUUAAGCUUUUAUGUGCCCCAGUGUCUGACAAUGACUCAAGAAGAAACUGAGAAAGGCCUCCUACUCAUGUUGUUUGAUGGAGUACCAAAAAGUAAAAGUGGUUUAGAAGGAAAAGGUCUGAGAUAAUUGAUGAUCACAUGAAUUAUAGUGGAUACUGUUAUGCAUAAGUGAAGCAGACAAUGUCAGUAUUUACAGUGUUUAUUCAUAACAUCUGACUAAUUAACCUGGACUGAGAACAUAAGAGCGUGAUUAAUGACUGUAGAACAUACGACUGUGUCGAACUGUAAUUCUCAGCAAUCAACAACAAAUCUGUGAAAGUUUGUCAGGCAGCACAAGCUGAGUUCAAGUUAAGUAAUAGAAUAUCUUAAAUGCGUAAUCUAGUGUAUUUGCUUUAAGAAUAAAAGAGUACAUUAUGUUGUCAUGUGACAAACACACAAGAAACGGUAGUAUACUUCAUUGUUUCAUCUUUAUUGUAAAAAAAUGUUAAUGUAAAUAAACAAAUUUUAUGCUCUG